Messenger RNA from Sardina pilchardus (European sardine), 3465 nucleotides. Its product is annotated as ras-related protein Ral-A. The coding region runs from base 697 to 1317 and encodes 206 amino acids. Gene Ontology annotation, molecular function: GTP binding; GTPase activity; GDP binding. Gene Ontology annotation, cellular component: plasma membrane. The record is from RefSeq and is a predicted model, not a curated record. The transcript has 5 exons. Gene Ontology annotation, biological process: Ras protein signal transduction; regulation of exocytosis. Lineage: Eukaryota; Metazoa; Chordata; Actinopteri; Clupeiformes; Clupeidae.
CCAGAAACUGACGUGUUCACAUAUCCAACGGCGGGCGAGGGAAAAAUUGCUUGCGAUACAAGGAGCCUCAAAUUCUGAGGGGCGUUUCAAUACGAAAUUCUCGUUUCAAGUCAAUAUAGCGACAGCCAGAAGAGGGAAUUAACGUUACUGGACUUGGACCAUUAGCGUUAACAGGUUACCCUCCAAGCUAGCUGGCUAACUUGACUCUUUUGUCGUUGCCGUUGAUAGCAGCUAGUUUGCUAACUAAUACAUUUAUUUUAAAAUAAAAUUAAAACUCCUCUUUUUUGUGGAGUGGCUAGUUUGGUAUCUAGCUUACCGGUGUACUUGGGUCUGAUUAGGGAUAUCGCCUUUCGGUUUGUAAGACAGCGUUAUCUCUUUUGCCGAUUUGCUAGUUUAGCGUUUGAUUAUUUAUCCUAGCUAGCUAUUCCAGCUUGGACACCGUGGACCCAAACCCCACCGGUCAUCGUGGUCUCCGCCUCGAUCUGGGUCGACAUGCUGUGACGAGAAGCGCUAGCUUACAGGGCAAAAAGAGAUAUUGCUUGGUGACGGGUGUCACUAACGUUACACCGCAUCAUCAUUUGAUUGUUCCGGCUCUCUAAAGGCGACUGUUCACCUCCUACCUCCCUCUUUCUCUCUCCUGCCCUCUCUCUCCUUCUUUCUGUCUGUGGUUCCUCCCCCCUUCCUGUUUGGAAAGCAAUGGCAGCCAACAAGCCAAAGGGGCAGAACUCCCUAGCCUUGCACAAGGUGAUAAUGGUGGGCAGUGGUGGAGUGGGGAAGUCUGCUCUCACGCUGCAAUUUAUGUACGAUGAGUUUGUAGAGGACUAUGAGCCCACGAAAGCAGACAGCUACAGGAAGAAAGUGGUUCUGGACGGCGAGGAGGUCCAGAUAGACAUUCUGGACACAGCCGGGCAGGAGGACUAUGCGGCCAUCAGAGACAAUUACUUCCGCAGCGGAGAGGGAUUCCUCUGUGUGUUCUCCAUUACAGAGCUGGAGUCUUUCGCCGCCACUGCAGACUUCAGGGAGCAGAUCCUCCGUGUGAAGGAGGAUGAGAACGUGCCCUUCCUCCUGGUGGGGAACAAGUCCGACCUGGAGGACCGGAGGCAGGUGUCAACCGAUGAGGCCAAGGUGCGAGCUGACCAGUGGGGAGUAAGCUACGUGGAGACCUCUGCCAAGACUCGCGCCAAUGUGGACAAGGUGUUUUUCGACUUGAUGCGUGAAAUAAGAGCAAGAAAGAUGGAGGACAGCAAAGAAAAGAAUGGCAAAAAGAAGAGGAAGAGCUUGGCAAAGAGAAUUCGAGAGCGAUGCUGCAUUCUAUAAUGACUGGGUGACCUGUGCUUGUAAUGCCAACUUCCCACCACCAGACUCCGCUCUACCCUGCUCCCCCACAGCCCGUCUGAUUUUCUCACCACCCUAUGACCUGCCAAGGACACCUGUGUCAACACCUCCUUUAGGCUGUGGGCGUUGGGAGAACAAGUUUCAAGGUUUCAUGGCAAUUGAUUUUGUCCACAAGAUAUGGGUGGGUUGUGUGGAUCAAAACAAACUGAAUCUUAAGCGAGAGAAAGAGAGAGAGAAAAAAAAAUGUGAAGCAUCAUGGAGAGGAAUCAGUGAGAGGCAUAUUAAUCGUUGAAUAUUUUUAACUUACUUUGUGGCUCGGCACAGUCAUGACUAUUUUAUUUUACUUAAGGACUACACUAUAUAUUGUUUUUAUUUGUUUGUUUGUUUUUUUUAACAUAUAACUUAUUAUCUAUUGGCUCUGUAGUUAAUGCAGGUUCAAAUGAAACACUUCAUAUACUCACUGUAACGCCGUAAAUCCUUUCCAUGCUCAUUUCACGAUGAGUUGAGGAUUUUGGGUAAAAUAACCAUCUUGCUGCAUUUGCACGGAUUGGGUCUGUAAAUUGUUAACCCAGUUGCAGAAUCUCAUUUUGUUAUUCAAUUGCUGCAUUAACAGUACAGUACGCAAGAUGAUCUACUGCCUCAAUGCACACUCCAAAUAUAAUUAAGCUUUCCCAGCCCAAGAUGUAGGAGUCACGCGGAUGUCAUAUGCAACACCUUACGUAUGUCUUUUCCUGUUUGUUUGGAAGGAAGUUUGACGGCUGCCGUUUGCUUUCAGGUCAUAUUUUCAUUGUACUUUGAACAUGCUGCCUUAAUUUCAGAGUACAUCAGAACAUGGCCCUGUACUGACUGAGCCACCCCCGGGUUCCCUCUCCAUGAGUGGGCAAUGGGCGUCCACCAAAAGCACACUCCUGUAUUUAAGGUUAAAAAAAGAACAAGUUGAACUUGAAGUCCACAGGCAUUUCACAACCUUAGAAUGUCAAUGUGAUAUUUUUAUUGUUUUACUUUAAAACAUUCUCCUCGCGGAUCAUUUCAUUUGUUUCACUGACACAAAGGGUAUUCUGAGGAACGGUAUGUAGUGGCUAAAUAGUAACAGGUUCUUCAGAAGCCAAUCUAAAGCCCAGGUAGUGAUGGAACACUAUACAUAUAGACCUCUGAAGUUCGCCUACAACAAAGCUACCAUCUUUGCCCAAAUAAGGAGAUCCGGUAUCUUGAGAUUUUUUUUCUAUGGGAAAGUAACAUGCGGAUUUUGAAUUUUCGCACCUGUUAAACUCACAGGGGGAUAAAGAAAUUGGAAAUGCCGACGUUUUGCGCUACAAAGUUUUGUCCUCUGCAUUUAAGUGGAGACUGUGAUUUUCGGUAGGCGAAGACGGCACACUUUGAUCUUCGCUACCCCAGUGCUAACUUAAGCCUACCUUACACUGACAGACUUUGACAAGAUUUGGGAAAGAUUAUUGAAAGAUUGUAGUCUUUUAACUAAUGCCCCUCAUUCAAACUUUACUCAAAAGACUACAAUCUUUCAAGAAUCUUUCCCAAAUCUUGUCAAAAGUCUGUCGGUGUAAGGUAGGCUUUACAAUGCAACUUGCCAUAGGCAGUUAGCUUCAAUUAACACCUGGAACUAUGGGCAAAGAUGGCAGCUUUGGAUCCUAUUUGUAGGUGAAUUUCAGAGGUCUAUUGCUCACCCAUCUUACAAUCUUGCCCCAGCUGGCUAUUUCAGUUCAGAAAUGUAAUGACCAGUUCCAGUGUACAUUAAAAGGGCUACUCCUUUUCAAUAUGUACACCUGAAUUAGUCUUUGGGGAUGGGCCCUCAUCAAUAACAUUUUUAUUCAUGUAUUGAUGAGAAUUAAACUGGGCAGUCAAUUGUAAAAAAAAAGUUAAAGCCUCACAUCAUUAUCAAAGAAUAAGCAAUGUCAAUGUUCAGAUGUAGCCCAUUUAUGUGUGAUAGAGUCUCAGACUCCUGUAUAUGUACACAUAACUGCUGAAUUUACAGGACCUGGUGCAAGUGAAGUACUCAUGCUUCUUGUAUUAGUUUGUUUUGGAAAAGGAUCACUACAGAGAUAUGAAACACAAAUAGUAGGGAUAUACUGGUAAAAUAUUGUAUACCGGUACAUUGCCAUUGUUUACUUUUUUUUU